This is a messenger RNA of Pipra filicauda (Wire-tailed manakin), 3051 nucleotides long. RefSeq names its product methyltransferase like 4 (gene METTL4). Gene Ontology annotation, cellular component: nucleus; cytosol; RNA N6-methyladenosine methyltransferase complex. Gene Ontology annotation, molecular function: nucleic acid binding; site-specific DNA-methyltransferase (adenine-specific) activity; RNA methyltransferase activity. The record is from RefSeq and is a predicted model, not a curated record. The transcript has 8 exons. NCBI's taxonomy places the organism in Eukaryota, Metazoa, Chordata, Aves, Passeriformes, Pipridae. Bases 690 to 2129 code for a protein of 479 amino acids.
GUGAGGCGCUGCCGUGCCAGGGCGAGCUCCGGGGCUUUUUUUUCCAGCCGUAGCGAAUUCUUCUGGGGAAAAAUCCGAGCUUUCUGCCCUUGUGUACCUCCGGGGGCGGGCGGGCAUCGGCGCCGGGCUUCAGCAGCGGUGGUGCCGCCGCUGCUUCUGUGCCUGUGUACUGCUCCCGAGCGCUGUCACUGUCGUGUGUGUGGGUAUGUGUACAUGUGUACAUGUAUGUGUGCGUAUAUAGCAUAUAUAUCCGUAUAUCCAUAUGUGUGUAUGUGUGCUGUGUAUGUAUAUUUGCCCUAGUCAUAUAGUCAUAGCCAUGAUCACAGUGCCACAGUGCUGUUUUCCAGCUUGUUGAAGGAACUGUCUUAGAGUAAAUGCGUGCUGCAUAAAAGUGUAAAAACUUAUAUAAAACUUGCUUACUGUUAAAACAAAAAACAUUAUAGGGAUGAAGCUAAAAUAGGGAUGCACAGGGAAAACAACUGAAGUCAGAAGGUGCUACAGCAUGUCCUGUGUGCACGUGGAAAUGUCCACCUGAAGGUAUGUUCUACUUUAUUAAAACAGUGAUAGUUCUGAAAAGCAAAUUCUUAUAAAAAUCCCCACAGGAGGAGUUUACUCCAGGAAAUGUGUAUAGUUGAUGAAAGCUGCAGUUUCAGGAAGUUGAUUUUUUCCUCCUGAAAAGGGAAGUUACGAUGUCCGUGGUACAUCAUCUGACAGUGGGAUGGCUUGUGGAUCAUCUCUCUUUCAUCAACCAGUGUGGCUAUGAGAUCUGUGACUCCUUUGCAUGCCCUGGUGGUGUCACUCUCAAUACUUCUGUCACAUCUACUGAAGACUGUCAUGGUUCUUCUACCUUUGUUACCACCUCCUCAUCAAGCAGUGGUCCUACUCAUAGCCCUGAGGACGCCAUAGAAACAGAAGGUAAAACAGCAAAAACGAGAUACGUGUUUCGAGAGGAGUUCUUUGACAUUUCUAAGCCCCAUAUAGUUGCACCUCCUGAGCAGCAGCUAUGUCAGGGGUGCCCUGAGAUGAGCCUGACAGAAAUAAAGGUCAACAGUAACAGAGAGGAAUGCCAGGAAGGAACAAAGAGUGGUGUUGAAGAUUCUGUUGCCAGUGCUAUGAAGAAACGUAAAAGGAAAUGUUUAUUCAACCACGGUGAACUGGAUGCUUUGGAAUACCAUUCAAAGGUCAGGAAGCUGAUUUGGGAAGGCACUUUGCAUUUAGUCCAAGAAGGACUCAAAAGUGGUUUUCUUCACCAAAGGACUGCAGAACUCAGUUGCAGGAAGAAUAACGUUCCUGUUGUCUGUGGGUUGGCUGAAUUAUGUGAAAUGGCAAAGCAGUUUCCAGCUGUGAAUGAAGGUGACCAUCGGGCUGUAUAUGUGCUAGAGGAUGAAACCUCCAGUCCAGAGCAGGACCUGCUUUCAUGUGUUGCAGAAAACACCUCAAACCAUGCAAAGAUAAUUGUGUUAAUGGGGCAGAAGUACUUGGUGCCACCAAAAAGCAGCUUCCUUUUAUCUGAUAUUUCAUGUUUACAGCCCCUGCUGAACUACAAAAAAAAAUAUGAUGUAAUUGUGAUUGAUCCACCAUGGGAGAACAAGUCUGUUAAAAGGAGCAACAGGUACAGCCACUUGUCUUCAUGGCAAAUCAAGCAGAUUCCUGUACCAACACUAGCUGCUCCAAAUUGUCUUGUAGUCACAUGGGUGACUAAUAGACAGAAGCACUUACAUUUUGUUAAGGAUGAACUCUAUCCUCACUGGUCAGUGAAGACACUUGCUGAGUGGCACUGGGUAAAAAUUACUAGGGCUGGAGAAUUUGUAUUGCCUUUGGAUUCUUUGCACAAAAAGCCCUAUGAAGUUCUUGUACUGGGGAGAGUUCAAGGAGAUGUAAAGGAAGCCUUAAGGACAUCUGAAGGUGUACUUCCAAUUCCAGAACAUAAGUUAAUUGUCAGCACACCCUGCACUCUGCAUUCACAUAAACCUCCUCUUGCUGCAGUUCUGGCAGAGUUUAUCAAGCCAGAUGUGGAAUGCUUGGAGCUGUUUGCUCGCAACCUGCAGCCUGGCUGGACCAGCUGGGGAAACGAGGUCCUGAAGUUUCAGCACAUUGAUUAUUUCACUCUUUUGCAGAAGGAAAACUGAGCUGGGCCUUACACAUCUAUAUCUUCUGAAAUUCUGUGCCUUCCCAGGGUGAAUUUUAUUCUGAUGGUUAUUACUGAUGGUUCACUUAAAGGUGACAGAAAUAAAUUGCAUUUCAAUUACUCGAAAUAAGUGUCAGUACCUAAUUCUUGAAGUGACAGGAUAUCUGUUUAAUGAUAUCUCCAUUUGUACAUGGUGGUCUUUAUUUCGAUGACCUGAAAAUAUUUAAAUACUGAUGUUGGAAUGCAAGUUCAUUCCCCCUUUUUUUUUUUUCAAACCUCAAGGAAAAGAUAUCUUAAAGUAUUCUCACUGCAGCUAUUAAAUCUGAGCUAAUAACACGUCACAAGUGCUAUAUUGUAGCACUUGUAUUAUUUUUAAAGAAUGACAAUGACUCUUUAAGGAGUGUCAGUGGGAGUAAAGAGUUCUGAAUUAUGCAUGUUUUCUUAAAGAAGACUGGUUUUUUGCAAAACAAUGGAUUUUGAACUAAAAUAGUUAUGAAGGCAGUGUAUCCUCCCACAUGUUUGUAUCUGUCUGUCUAUCUCAGAAGAAAUAAAAGGAGCAGUGCUUGUGUUAAUUGGCACAUGAAUUUUUGGCUGACCACAUUCUAUGUAAAAUUAUACUUUUACAACUGCUGGCAAUUAUAUCUUUCUGUAUAUAGUGUUAAUUUUUGAACACAUUGUAAAUGAUUGGUCUCAAUGUCUUAUGAAUUCUGACCUUUUAACGGAUUAUAUGUAUUUUUAAAAUUAUCCUUCCUUAUGUUCUUGGAACAUUAAAAAGCCACACCAGUGAGCUGUAUUUUUCAGCUAACAUAAAGAUUACCCUUCUUUUUUUUUUUUUUUUUUUUUUGUUAAAAGAAUGGUACACUUUGUGUGUCCUUUGCUGUGCUUAGAUUUGUUUAGAAAAAUAAAAAAGAAAAUGUAAUGAA